Messenger RNA from Dothidotthia symphoricarpi CBS 119687, 2783 nucleotides. RefSeq lists its product as uncharacterized. Bases 495 to 2363 code for a protein of 622 amino acids. Lineage: Eukaryota; Fungi; Ascomycota; Dothideomycetes; Pleosporales; Dothidotthiaceae. Gene Ontology annotation, biological process: potassium ion transmembrane transport. Gene Ontology annotation, molecular function: potassium ion transmembrane transporter activity. Gene Ontology annotation, cellular component: plasma membrane. The record is from RefSeq and is a predicted model, not a curated record. The transcript is spliced from 2 exons.
CGAAGACCAUGGCCGUGUGUUCUCCGUUCAUCCCUCACCACUCGUAGGUUGUACCGGCAAAGACGCAGACGCUGGCGCUGUGUUCAUCUUCUCGUCGCUCUCUAGUCUGCUGCUUGUGAUUCGCACCGGGCGCGUCCUGCCAUAAACAGACCCUCUCGACACUCCUUCACUGCGUCUGCGGUCGCUUCCACAGCGGGAAUAGGUACAAUAGAAGACUACAGCAACAAAGCGUCCGUGUUGUUGCUGUGCUCCUUCAUAUACCGCGCCACAACCCUGCAUUCACUCUUUUAACUCACACACUCGUGGUGAGCAGCCGGCCUGUUACCACAAGCACACUCGCUCCGUCGCCACUUGGAUUCUCCGUCGCAGCUUGCUGGACGCGAUACAUGUCCCUGUAGCAGCUCGCGUCACUCCUUAGCACAGCUGGACUGCAGGCGACACGACCGUUGAGCGGCCAUCUAUAUACCUACUAAUACCUAACGACUGCACCAGCCAUGGGGUGCUGUGGAGAUCGCGAGAAGGGCGUCAUCGUAGCCGAGGAGCAGAAGUGGGACUACAUCAACCUCUCCGACUUUCGCUCGACGUCGUGUCUAACGCCGCUGUCCUACGUCUGGCUGUGGAUCCUCGUCCUGGUGUCCUGCGCCGUCUACGCCGCCGAUGCCUUUACUGCCGUCAACCUCCUGGCCUACAACAAAUGGUCGAGUCAGGUGCAGCCCAAGGUCUCGUUCGAGGUGGCCAAGUGGAUCUUCGCCAUCACCAUCAUCAUUUCCUAUGUUUUCCUCAUCUACCGUGGCUUCAGAACGCUGCGCGUCAUGCGCUCGGGCAGUGUGACAGAGUGCUAUCUGGAGCCCAUUGCUGCCAUCUGGCAGAGCAUGCGUGUAACCAAUCGGGGCCAGGGUUGGAGACGUUUUCUCGUCUUUGCCGAGCUGACCAAGAGUAAGAAGGGUGUCAACUACAUCGCCCUGUUUGUCUACUUUCAGUUCAAGAGCGCCCUCAUCGUCGUCGUCGCGCAAGGUCCUCGCAUUGCGAUCAAUGCCAUGACCCUGUACGCCGUUAUGAAGGCUGAGCUCCUUCCUGUUGGCCACCACGCGUCUGAAGAGCAUUCCAACUUUGAGCAGUUCUUCCUCAACAUUGGCGUUUUAAUCGACACGGGCAACAGACAGGAGACCAUAAUCUACUUCACCAUGUUGUUUUCCCUCGUCAUCUGGGUCUUCGCCGCUCUCGGUCUCCUCAUUUCCGUUCUGCUCUACAUGUUCUUCCUCUGGCACUAUAUUCCUCGCUCGGAUGGGAGUUUGACCCAGUACUGUCGUCGCAAGCUCGAGACUCGUCUGGGGCGUAUUGUGGGUAAGAAGAUGAAGAAGGCAAUCGAGAAAGAGAACCAACUGCGGAAGGAAGCAGAGCGCAGGGCCAAGAAGAAGGGAGACUUGGGCUCCACUCGCACAGUACCUACCCUGCCCAAGCUCGACGGAGAGGACGAUAUAUCGUCUGUCUACACCACUUUCCAGCAAUCGAACACCACCCUCCCAUUGUACUCGUCGAACCCCCCAUCGCGAACGAAUACCAUGAAUACCACGAGUACGGCCCGCACCCUGGCCAUGCAGCCUUCCUUGCCCUCGCUGAGUGAGAGACCCGAUCUGCCGACGCGACACGACACGCAGUUUUCAAACUUCUCGAGCAGGAGUUAUAGCUCGAAUGCGCCGCUUAUCAACGAAGCAAGCGGUAUGGGCACAUCAACGCCCGCGCCUCCCAUGCCUACACUAACACGAGAGGGCGACUACUUCGGCGAACCACCUGCUCAGCCAUUCUCAGUCAUGGCCCAAGGCCGAGCUUCUCCGCGACCACCACGCGGACCACCUCUCGACACGAGCUAUACCUACGAUCAUUACUCGACAGACCAACAGCUGAUCACGCCUCCAUACCACGACCCACAAUCAGCGCAGUCAACCCAGCCAUAUCAAGAGUACUCUCCGUUCAACAGCCGUGCACCACCGCCGUUGAACCAGGCCUACAAGCCUUCCCCCGUUGAUGCAUCACCAUACUACUCACACUCCAAUACUCCUGUUGACUACGCGCCUCCCCAGCUCCCGAGCACCCUGCGCACCGGCACUCCCGUCACGUCUCAACCAAGAGGUAUGCCUCCACCACGGUCAGGCACCGCACCGCCGCGUCAGGGUCUGCCUUCCAGCCUGCAGUCCGCCACCCAGCGCCGCGAUGCCCCGCAACCCUUUCCAAACCGCGGAAUGAGCGCCUCGGCGCCCGCACAACAGCGCAGUGCGACAGCACCAGGAUGGGCGCCCCAGCCCGCGCAGAAGAGUUACACGCCUUCCAGCCAGCGAAACUAUCACAAUGGGUAUGACUACUAGGCAAUCAGCCCCUUGUGUCAUUCCACAUGACCACUUUACAUUCUUGUGCAUUCGACGUCAUGUCAGGCCUUGGCUUGGAACUGGCGUUUCAAACCCCCUUUCGCUUCUCCUUCUGUUGGACACAGAAACCCCUCGUUUCUUUUGCUUGUUCUGGCUCCAUGCGUUUCAUAAACGGUGGUCAGGCGGCUUGCCGGCAUUGCAGUCUUUUUCUUUGCUUCUUUUUCUUGGUAGUGCAGUUUCGAGAUACCCUGGCGCUCGCUCACCGCUGGCUGGUUUCGGACGUCCAUUCGCUUCUUCUUCUUUUUGGCUUUUGGUGGGGGGGAUUGUGGGGUGGAUUUAUGGGGUGGUGUGGUGGUGUGAUGUGAUAUCAGAGAAUUGGGGAUGUACGUGUAUAUGUAUGUAUAUAGUGUGUGUUUGGAG